Molecule: messenger RNA, 1389 nt
Organism: Apis cerana (Asiatic honeybee)
Lineage: Eukaryota; Metazoa; Arthropoda; Insecta; Hymenoptera; Apidae
Product: pseudouridylate synthase TRUB2, mitochondrial
Biological process (GO): pseudouridine synthesis; RNA processing
Molecular function (GO): RNA binding; pseudouridine synthase activity
Source: RefSeq, a predicted model, not a curated record
UAAAAUAUUUAACAUGUCGGUAAAAGUUUAUGUAAAUGAUGCAAGAUUAGUAUAUAAUGCAUUAAAUGGUAUAUUUGUUAUUUAUAAAUCUCCUCAUGUACAUUUCAAUGAAAUGAGACAAACAUUGAUUAAUAACUUAUGCGAAGAUCUUAAUGACAUGUAUGUACGACCUCAAAGGAAAUAUGUAGCUAUAGAAGGUGAUACAAAUAAAGAUAUGAAAGUUAUUAUUCGAAAAAGUUUUGCAGAUGAUCCAUUAGUAGUAGGUCCUCGUUAUCAACCAAAUGAUUUUAAAUUAGCAGCAACAAAAAUUAUGCACAAAGAUGUAUCUGGUGUUUUAGUUUGUGGAAUUAAUAAGGGUAAUCAAUUGAUACAUAAAAUCAAAAAAUACAUGUGCUUAAGAUUUUACAAAAUAAAAGGAUUAUUAGGACAAGCAACAAAUAAUUACUUUCAUACUGGAAAAAUAAUAGAAAAAUCUAAGUAUACACAUAUAAAACGUGGUCACAUUGAUAAGAUAUGUAGUUCAAUGCAAUCUUCUCACCAAAAAAAAAUGUUUGAAUUAUGUGGAGUAGAUAUUCAAAGUCAAGCUGCAUAUGAAUUAGCAGUUCAAGGUCCAAUUAGGCCAGUAAAUAGUAAUAUUCCUAUGAUAUAUGCAAUUAAAUGUACAAAUUUUUCACCUCCAGAAUUUACAUUAGAAGUUGUUUGUACAAAUGAAUAUGAUUUGUAUCUGAAAACUAUAAUUCAUGAAUUAGGAAUGCAACUUCGUUCUAAUGCUACUUGUACUCAAAUAAUAUGUAUACAGGAUGGUUUGUUUAAUAUACAACAAGCAUUAUUAUCAAAAUAUUGGAAUAUAAAAGAAAUUAUGCACAAUAUACAAAUGUGUAAAAAAAUCAUAGAUGAAAAUGAUCAUAUAUUAUAUCAUGAAAAUGCUGCAUUAAAGCCUAUUAAUCAUUCUAUGGAAGUUGUAUCUUAGAUAUGAGAAAAAUAAUUCUAUUAAGUAUAAUAAAUAUAUUUAUUAUUUUUUGUAUAAUACUAUUAUAUAUUUUAAUAUAAUUAUUAAAGACUUUUAUAUUCAUUAUUAAAGUAUUAGAGUCACUAUCAAUUAUUAAAUAUAAAAUAGCCUUUCAAUUAAUUCUAAUGAAUUAAUUUUAAUUCAAAAAAAUUAAAUCGUAAUUUAUAGUUCGCUACGACUUCUUUUAGAUCGUUGACUAGAAUCAGAAUCAUCAUGUCUAUCUGUAGGUUUCAUAGACCUUCCUCUUGUUUUAUGUUUAUUUGGCCAUUGUUGCAUUUUCAUACUUUUUGCUAUUACACGUUUUUGAUGAUCUAAUUGUGGAAAUAAAUCUGUAAAAAUAAUGAGUAAUAUUAAAAUUAUAUUAUUUCUGAUUUUUUAAA